This is a messenger RNA of Peromyscus leucopus (white-footed mouse), 487 nucleotides long. RefSeq names its product small integral membrane protein 22 (gene Smim22). NCBI's taxonomy places the organism in Eukaryota, Metazoa, Chordata, Mammalia, Rodentia, Cricetidae. The record is from RefSeq and is a predicted model, not a curated record. The transcript has 4 exons. The coding region runs from base 140 to 430 and encodes 96 amino acids. Gene Ontology annotation, biological process: regulation of cell population proliferation.
UUCAGGUGGUGUGGAUCCGGAAGCAGGAAGCAGUGUGAGUUCCCAGGAACCUGGGACUUACCUUGCUUGGGGGAGAGGGCACUAGAGGCACGUGGGGCACUGCAGGCAGCUUUGCUUGGGGGACGAGAAGGUACCUGAGAUGGGACGGUCUGCUGAUGAGCUCGGGCAGGAGCUGGAGGCCACUGCACAGGAAGUACUGGGGAGACUGAAGAGCCACCAACUGUUCCAGUCUGAGUGGGACGUCGCCGCCUUUGCGGUCUUUCUCGUAUUUGUGGGCACUGUGGUGUUGUUGCUGUUACUGGUUGUCGUUCACUGCUGCUGCUGCUGCUGCUGCAGCCCCUCCCCCAGGCCCCGGAAGGUGAGCCCCGGGAAGGUGAGCCCCGGGAAGGAAAAGCCCAAGGGUGUGGAUAACUUGGCUCUGGAACCUUAAUGCUAGACUUUGGCAUGGGUCCUCUGGAAGACAGUAACAAAGUUAAUGUUUGCCAAA